Tarenaya hassleriana is the source of this 963-nucleotide messenger RNA. Its product is annotated as cadmium-induced protein AS8. The record is from RefSeq and is a predicted model, not a curated record. NCBI's taxonomy places the organism in Eukaryota, Viridiplantae, Streptophyta, Magnoliopsida, Brassicales, Cleomaceae. Bases 242 to 745 code for a protein of 167 amino acids. The transcript has 5 exons.
CGACACAGAGAGAGAUGAGAUGAUAUUUAUUGUGCCGCCAUGGAUUUUCUCAUGCUCUGUUUCUUACUUUCUAGAGGAGAACGGAUAAGGUUUUUCUUUCAAUCCCAGCGGAUAGUUCUCCGUCCCUUAUCGGCUCGUAGAAAGAAGCAGAUAGUCUUGAAGAUCAGCAACCAAGCCUCUGCAGACGCCGGGAGAUCGAGAGACGCGACAAAUUUGAAACUUUACUCCAUUAGUGGUCCUGAUGAUAAUAAAGGGUAUAUUUAGGAGAUACGAAAGGUGGAAUCCUGUUCACCCUACUCAUGGAGCAUUUUGGGGCAUGGGAAUAGGAAUCGGAUGUGGGGUUGGAUGGGGACCCGGGUUUGGCCCUGAGGUGAUCGGUUAUGUUGGAGCGGGCUGUGGUGUCGGUUUCAGCGUCGGUAUCACUCUUGCCGGUGUUGGCAUUGGUCUUCCGGCCAAUUUUCUUUUUGCACUUCCUUAUAACACUGUAGAAGCAACCAGAAAGGGUGCUAUCGAGAUGUUUGGCGGAUCCAGUAAUUCCCCUUUCUUGAAAAAUCUCUCGACGGAUGGUUGGACUGAUGUUCACCCUCAAGUUGCUGCCUUGCAGAGGCAACUUGGCGAGAUAUGCUCUGGUUUUAGCAAAAAGCCUCUCCUGAAUAAUGAGAUUGACAUUAAGAAUGUGCCCAUGUUUAUUUCGCGUGAAUGUGGAAGAUUUGGCCAUCUCCUUCUCCCCUCAUGCAAAGGUUAGACAACAGGCAUGGGGGAAACCCUUCAGCUAACUCAUGUGACCUGCCAUGAGGAUGUUAAGCAUCAUCUGAUGAGACUUACCAUGCUUUUGAUAUCCUCCUCUCCAUUUUCAAUUUUUGCCCUUUUCUUUGUUUUUGUGUAUAGUUAGUUCUGUUGUCGUGGUGUAGCAUCGAUGUACAAGAAAUGGAAAAGGGCAAUGUUAUCAAGCUUUGAUUGUCA